ACGGCGCGAAAACCCAAUUGACAAGAACUCCCGCCGAAGCCCCACGGCCCGGCUUGCCUUUGGUGUGCGGCGUCCACUGCGACCCAGGCUCGAGCGCUUAGCCUGGAGCGCCCGUCCCGGCGGGCACCGUGCACCGUCCGGCCACCCCCGCGGGGCCCGUGCCCGCGCUUUCUCCACGCCUCUGUCCGAGCCUGCCUCGACCGCCCUGGGCCCAGGCUCGCACUCGGCGUCCCGGCCCUCGGGCGCUCGGGGACUCGAGCGGGAGCCCCGGGGUCCUCAGCUUGCUCCCCACUGGGACCAGCCGCCUCCAUGGGCUCCAGUCAGGCUGGGCCGGCCCGCUGGAGGUCCUAGGGGCCGCGGUUCUUAGGAGGCAGGUAUCAUGGUGGGGGUCCUGACUAUGGCGGCGGCCGCAGCUCCCCCUCCGGUGGAGGAGGACUUCGAGAUUGAGCCAUGCAAGAAGCGGAGGAAAGAUGAUGACAGCUCUUCCUGUGAAACAAUUACCAAAUAUUUAUCACCAAUAGCGAAGACUGGAGACAAGGCUUUCUCUCCACCAAAACCCAGUAAUAUUCUACAUUAUUUUAGAAAGACUUCACCCACAAAGGAGAAGCUGCAAUCAACAAAGGAGUGCAAGGUAAAGCCAUCUCCCCCACUGGCUGUGGGCAAAGACUGUAAGACAACUUUGGAAGUGUUCUCAAGUACCGAGUUUAAGAAGAAAGGAAAGAGAGUUAAUGUAUCCCACCAACCGAAUGAUAUUAAAACUGAGAAUGAGUCUCCAGUUGAAAUGCGUAAGGGUGAUAGUCAGGAGGACUGUGGUCUAAGCGCUUUUGUGGAAACCACUACUCCUGUUUUCCUUUACAGGAAACAUGUGGAGGUUCUUGCAGAAAGCAUCCAAGAUAGCAGAAAUCAGUUGAAUACUGUGGCCUCCAAAAACAAUUCCAAGAAAGUAAAUCCUAAACAAGGCACGACAAAAAAUGAUGGCAAAAAGUUGAGAAAAAGGAAGCACAGCGAGAUCAUGGAUCUCUCUGAAAGUCUACCCUUGGCAGAUGAAGCGAGCCUGCUUAGGAGAGGGGGUAAAGACAGUAAAGACAGUAACCCUUCCCUAACUGACGAAAAUGAGAGCACUGCAAAUCAUGUGGACUCCAGGGCUCAUGCAACCAAAACAGCUGGUUUAAACAAGAGGACAGUAACUGUCUCCUAUGAGGAAUUUUUAAAAAGUCACAAGGCAGCUAAUGUGGAAGAGCUACCUGACCCUGUGGUGCUAGCUUCUGUUCCUUCAGCGCCUGGUGAAGCAGUUAAAAGUGGCUCUGAGGGGGAAUCUGAGAGCUGGGAGCUGUCUCCGCAGGCACACCUUAAGACAGUUACUGUUCUUGCACAAGUUCACCCCACUCCGCCCAGAAAGAAGAGGAGAAUACCCCCCAUUUUCUUGAAACAGAAACAGCUUGAGCUGGAGAGUAGUCUCUCUGACCCAGAGAAUGAGCAGACAACUCAGAAAAGAAAAUCGAAUGUUGUGGUCCAGGAGGGCCACCUAGAGCUGGCUGUGCUGGAAGCUGGGAGCACCGGGGCUUCCAUUCCCAAGUGCAGCAUGGAGGAGAGACAGCAGUUCAUGAGAGCAUUCAGGCAGGCACCGUCGGAAACACUAAAAAAUGGGCUCAAGAAACCUUUGGAGAAGCAGAAAGACCCAAGUGAAAAAUCUGAAAAUGAAGGAGGUAACAGUUCUGAAAAUAGCAAAGAAAAUCCUAAUAUUCAAACAGUUUUAAAUCAAGGCAUUUCACAGGCACAUGCUGAAAAAACAAGUUUUCCUAAGGAGAAAGGUAAAAAGCCAAAGAACAAGGGUAAGAAAAUGUUAGGCACUGUGACCACUCCAGGUGGAAACAGAGAAAACAUGCAAAAGGAAAAAAUAGCCUUUUCCUUAAAAGGUAAGCAGAAGCAAAAUAGCCCUCGAAGGAGUGUAAGACAGAAGUCGGAAGUUUUCGAAAGCAAUACAUUACUUAGCAGUGAGGAUAUGGCAUGCGACUCUCUAAAAAUGUCUCUGUGUGACAGAAAUAAAUCAAGAAGAGGCAGCACAUCAGCCAGGGGUGUGGUUACACAUUCCAAACCCGAGCCUGGAAGCAGGCCUGCCAACAUCUCCACACCCAAACCAACCAGGAGAUCUGUACGAGGUAGCAGCACACCACCCAAAGUCACCGUCAGAGGUACUGAAUCUGAGGAUGUCCAGGACACUACUCCAGUGAAGGCUUCCACUCCAAAAGCAGCCAGCGUGUCAGAAAAGCACAUGCUGUAUACAGCAGAGUUAAUAACAAUACCCUCAGAUUCGGAGAGCCCCAUUAGAAUGAAAUUCACUAGAAUUAGUACUCCAAAAAAAUCUAAGAAAAAAUCCAAGAAAAGAUCCAAGAAAUCAGAAACAACUGAGGGAGAGCUCACUGCUCAGAAGAGAAAGGCAAACAGUACUUCAAAAAGUAUAUCAAAAGCAAAACAACUGAUUGAGAAAGCAAAAGCUUUCCGAGUCAAUGGGUCAGAGGCUGAGGAAACAGUGGUCCCAUUGAGGCGGUCCUCCAGGCACCUGACACUUCCUGAAAGGGGGAAGUCACCAGAGACAGACGACUCUGUGAUACUAAUAGAUUCAAGUCCAACUUCUAUAAAGCAACCAGAGAAAAAUCAGAAGAAACUUCAGAAUCUGAAUGAUGUACUAGGAAAAAAUCUUAACAAGCCUUCUAAACGUAGCCCUGGAAAAAUGAAAAUUGCUCCUUUAUUUCGUGCCAAAAAGACUAAAAGAACAGCCAUUCCUGUCUUUGAUUUGGAUGACAGCAGUCAAGACUCAUCAGAACAAACUCAUGAUUGUGAUGUACAAUUUAAAGCAAAGCGUGAUUUCCUAAUGAGUGGUUUGCCAGACUUACUGAAACGACAGAUUGCAAAGAAAGCUGCUGUUUUAGAGUCAUACAAUGCAGUGAGUACCAGUUUCCAGAGGGCUGUCCACGUGCAGCAGAAGGAUGGCAAAUAUUGGUUAUGGCAUUUGAAGCCACCUUCUUGUCCUCUGUUAACUGAAUGUAAGGAAUUAAAUACUAAAGUAACAAAUCUCUCAAAAUGUGUUGUUGCUCUUGGUGAAUUUUCAACCUUGAAUCCCAGUCCAAGAAGUAAAUCUGCUGUUGUGUUGAUGAGAACAAGGAAGGAUUUUACUAAAGAAGUAAGAAAUCUUUUGCUGGAGGAAAUAAAGUGGUCAAAUCCUGAAUUUUCUUUGGGGAAAUAUUUUCCAUUUCUUCUAAAAAAACGAAUUGAGCACCAGGUACUUUCUGAGGGUCAAGGUAAACAAGCAAGUCCACAGCAACAGCCUGAUGCCAGUCAAAAGGAAACAAAAAGGAAACGCAUGGAAAUGGGAAAUCAAAAGUCAAAAAGAAAGAGACCAAAUGAAUAUUCAGUGAGCCCAGAAAAGAUAAAGGGGAACUUGGAAGAACUUGACAAAGGAAUCAGCUCUUCUGGGAUAAAUCUAGACUCUUCCAAAGAUUCUGGAACUGAAGACAUGCUUUGGACAGAAAAGUACCAGCCUCAGAAUUCGAGUGAACUCAUAGGCAACGAGCUGGCUGUCAAAAAGUUACAUAGUUGGUUGAAGGACUGGAAAAGAAGAGCUGAACUGGAAGAAAAACAGAAUUUGAAGGGAAAAAGAGAUGAAAAACAGGAAGAUUUGUCGGGUAGCAUGGACUUUAAAGGCAGUUCAGAUGAUGAAGAGUAUCGCCUUUGCAACACGAUUCUCAUAACAGGGCCGACAGGAGUGGGGAAGACUGCCGCCGUGUAUGCGUGUGCUCAGGAGCUCGGGUUUAAGAUAUUUGAAGUGAAUGCCUCUUCCCAGCGAAGUGGUAGGCAAAUCCUGUCUCAGCUGAAGGAAGCUACCCAGUCCCAUCAAGUAGAUAAACAAGGUGUCAACUCACAGAAACCCAGUUUCUUUAAUAACUACAGCAUUGGCAAGUCACCAAAAAAGUUAAACUCCCCUGGGAAAGUUGUUACAUCACCAAGGAAGCUUCCUCCAUCAUCACCAAAAAGAAGUGGGCAGAAGCGAGCACUUCCCCCUAAAACUUUGGCAAAUUACUUUAAAGUAUCCUCCAAAUCAAAAAGUCAUGAAGAAGUGGGAGCACUCAUGGGAAAUAAUAAAGGAAUCAAAAAUUCUUUGGAACAGAGGCAAAUUAUUCAGACUAAAUCAACAAAUGCAAAUAAUUCAAAUAUUAAAGAUUUUGGAGUUGAAGAAUCCAGCAGAAAGAAUGCAACAUCUCUCAUUCUCUUUGAGGAGGUUGAUGUCAUUUUUGAUGAAGAUGCUGGGUUUUUGAAUGCAGUCAAAACAUUCAUGGCAACAACUAAACGACCAGUAAUUCUUACAACAAGUGAUCCUACAUUUAGCUUAGUGUUUGAUGGCUGCUUUGAAGAAAUCAAUUUCAGUAUUCCUUCCCUGCUAAAUGUUGCCAGCUAUCUACAAAUGAUCUGUUUAGUUGAGAAUUUCAGAACAGACUUAAAAGACCUAGUAACCUUGUUGACUGCAAAUGGUUGUGACAUCAGAAAAAGUAUCCUUUACUUACAGUUUUGGAUUAGAAGUGGAGGUGGAAUUUUAGAAGAAAAACCUUUGUCACAUUGUCGAGGAAAUAGUAGAAAUGUACCGGUUUGCCCUGAAGAUGGCUCUGAUGUAAAAAUUAACUCUAAACACGCCAAAAGGAACCAUGUAGCCAUCCCCAGAUGCGACACCGGCUGUUCAGAGGCUUUGUUUGGACUCAAGAACAUUGCCUACCCAGCCCGAGACUUACUUUCCUUGUUAAAGCACGAGAUCACAACAAAGGAAGAAUGGGAUAAACUCACCCAGCUUCUCACAGAGUUCCAUAUGCAAAACAUAGAUGUGCUAUACAGCAAUCUUGAGUUCAUCCUGCCACUGCCAGUUCAUGUUAUUCCGGAAGUAAGAGGCGCUUAUGGCUUCCCAUUGACCACAGAGGCCACUGCACCAGGAAGCAUGAAGUGUCUUACCAGGAAGCAGGCGGAUGACCAGCCAUUGAAAAAAUCACAGAAAAAGAAACAGAAAAAGAUGGUGACCCUAGAUGACAGUGACUUGUUUGACACUGGACUCAACAUUUUUAAUGAACUGACUAGCUUGUCCCCUGCUCCUUCCUCAACUUUAGUAGACGUCACAGGCAGAGAUGGAGAGGACAACCCAGAGACAAAGACACAGAAUAGUGGUUUCAGGUCUGACUCUGUGCCUCAGCCUCCCAGGACACCAGCAGAGAAGAAGUGUUCUGCACUUGUUUACCACUGUUUAAAUUCUCUCACUGAGUUCAUGGAGAACAUGUCCUUCUUAGAUGCCCUUUUAACAGAUUCAGGGGAACAGAAUGAAUUGGGUAAAAAUGCCUUUCACUGGACAAGUGGAAAGGUUAAAAGUGGACUUUGUGAUGAGUUUAGUCUUGAGAGUAGAGAUGGGUGUGCUCCUCGUAGUGCUAAAGAGGUAAAAGCAACCGCAGAAGCUUUCAGCUUUACUAAAUGCUCUUCUACCAUUUCAAAAGCCCUGGAGUCCUUGAAUUCGUGCAAGCAAUUAGGAAGAGAUCCAACCAGUGAGCUCACUUUCUGUGUUUCACAAAGGUGCAGUGAUACAUGCUUCCGCCAGUCGGCAGCCGAUCUAGACGCUGCUGACAAGAGGAUAGCCGUCAUUAAAAGUGUGUUUUCUAGUCGGUCUCUUCUGAACCUGGGUAAUAAGCAAGCUAGUAUAAUAGACUACCUGCCAACUCUCCGGAACAUUUGUCGGAUAGAGAAGCUAAAACAACAGGGGAAAAAUAAAAGAAGGUUUCUCCACUAUUUUGAUGGCAUUCAUCUGGAUAUUCCUGAAAAGACUGUAACUACUUUGGCAGCUGACUUCCCUUGAUGCUCCCUGUCAUCAGUGGCUUGUACAGUUUAUGUGGUCAUUAUGACAUACUUUCAAUUAUGUUAACUUUAAAGAAAAGCUUAUUUCUCUUAAUGUAAAUUAUAAAAGACUUUGUAUUUUUGUGGUUCAAGUAUUUAAAAUGAAAAAUUUUUAGUCACAAGCUGUAUAUGUGAUUGUGGCAUAUUUUUUCUGAAUGUGUGGGGUUAUGUUUUUGCUUUGUUGGUAUGCCUUCUGUAUGUGUGAGCUGUUUGUCGAAGGUAGUGUUCCCUGAGAGAUUUCUCAGACUGUCUCAGAGCUGAGCUCUCCUGUCAUUUCCCUGUUCUCUUCCU
Molecule: messenger RNA, 6210 nt
Organism: Acomys russatus (golden spiny mouse)
Lineage: Eukaryota; Metazoa; Chordata; Mammalia; Rodentia; Muridae
Gene: Atad5
Product: ATPase family AAA domain containing 5
Exons: 23
Coding region: 380-5881 (1833 amino acids)
Cellular component (GO): nucleus
Molecular function (GO): ATP binding; DNA binding; DNA clamp unloader activity
Source: RefSeq, a predicted model, not a curated record